Molecule: messenger RNA, 1995 nt
Organism: Tripterygium wilfordii
Lineage: Eukaryota; Viridiplantae; Streptophyta; Magnoliopsida; Celastrales; Celastraceae
Product: triacylglycerol lipase 2-like
Exons: 12
Coding region: 588-1709 (373 amino acids)
Biological process (GO): lipid metabolic process
Molecular function (GO): hydrolase activity, acting on ester bonds
Source: RefSeq, a predicted model, not a curated record
UCUUCGUCCCGGUUACUCAAAAGUAAGAAUCAGCCAUGGAGGCCCUCUCUAUUCUCACUUUCUCCCUCGCAGCCUUUAUUCACUCUCCUCAGACUCUACACUUCUUCAAGAUUUGUUGUUUUACACCACAAUCCAUUGCACAACCAGCGAACAAACAGCUGCAAUAACCAAAGAGUCUCGAAAUUUUGGCCCCAAGAGCGGAGUCCCUGUUUACAAGACCUAAGUCUCCGAUGUUCUUGUCACUGACGCAGUGAUGCUGUAAAUACGAUUGGAAAACCCCAAGAUUGAUUUCCUGUAAUUAAACUAGGGCUUGAACAGAAUCGGACAAGGGACUGCCGGACUGACAUUUCUUAUCUAGAUGCCUAAAACAGAAGCAGAUAAGAUAGCGGAUUGGGCCGAAAAGAAGGAAGCCGGGAUGGCACUGGCUCUUUCUGUGUUAAGACGUUGCAGUUCAUGGGAAAUUUAGUGAGCUAUGCAUAAGCACCUUCAUUGUGGUACUUCUGGACUUUCUACUACAGAGAACUAGAGAAGUGUGGGCAGCUGCCACAGCGAGGACUAAGCUGCAUUCAAUCCAUGAUCAGGACGGCAUGCCUAGGUCAUCUCUUGUUGCUGAUGGAGGUAUUUGCAAAUCGACGGUAGAGACACAAGGCUACGAUUGCCAUGAACACAAAGUAACAACACAGGAUGGUUAUAUUCUUAGCAUGCAGAGAAUUCCUGCUGGUCGGUCAGGCAAUACAGCAGAUAAGCCACCAGUUUUACUACAACAUGGGAUUUUAAUGGACGGAGCGUCGUGGCUGGUAACUUCUCCUAAUCAAUCUUUGGCGUUCAUGUUGGCGGAUAAUGGGUUUGAUGUGUGGCUUGCCAGUACUCGUGGGACAAAAUAUAGCCGUGGACAUGUGUCACUCACUCCAGAUGAUCAGUCUUACUGGGACUGGACAUGGGAUCAAUUAGCUGCUUAUGAUCUUCCAGCUUUUGUUGGGCAUGUGCAGAAUCAGACAGGGCAAAAACUUCACUAUGUUGGGCAUUCCUUGGGAACUCUGACUGUUUUAGCUGCCCUUUCACAAAAGAAGCUGCUGAACAUGUUAAGAUCCGCCGUUCUGCUUAGCCCGAUCGCUCACACAGAACACAUUGGCUCGUUGCUUUUACGAGUAGCUGCUGAUAUAUUUCUAGCUAAUGAUUUGUACUGGCAUGGCGUCAAUGAAUUCGUUCCAGGAGGGGAUGCUGUAGAAAAUCUUCUCGAACAUUUAUGCAAGAUACCUUGGGUCAAUUGCACCAAUUUAGCUUCAGCUAUUACAGGUCCAAAUUGCUGCGUUAAGGCUUCUACAUUGGAGAUUCUUUUCAAGCAUGAACCGCAUCCAUCAUCAACCAAGAACUUCAUCCACCUUUCACAAAUGAUUAGAACGGGAACCGUAGCAAUGUACGAUUACGGUAUCCAGAACAUGAAAAAAUAUGGGCAGAUGACUCCUCCAUUGUACAAUUUGACAAACAUCCCAAAGGACUUUCCGCUUUUCUUCAGCUAUGGCGGGAUGGACUAUCUUUCCGACACAAAGGAUGUGCAAUCUUUGUUACACAUUCUCCGAAGCCAUAAAGCUGACAAGCGGGUGUUACAAUUCAUAAAAGAGUAUGCUCACUUAGAUUUCAUCAUAGAUUUGAGGAGCCCGCGUACUGCAAUACUAUUCCUUCAGAAACCCAUAAAGUUUCAUGCUUAACAACUCCUAGACAAGACUCUAGAUUACUGAUUGUUAGUUGCACAGAUGAUUGAAGUUUCAUAUAGGUUAUGCAAUUGGUAUGACUUGAUACAUAAAUCAUCAGAUGGUGUACGUGAAUUCUUAUUGAGGAAAUUGCAUAUAUUCUCAUAACUGCAGUUCAAUUUGUUAUAACUAUUGGUAGGUUGAACAUGCUUUACAUGUCCAAAAACAGUGCCUGAAGGUGGGAGCAAACUCGUCGCUCCAGUUAAUGUGCUUGAAUUAGUCAUCUAUACUAUGAUAUGUGAAA